Messenger RNA from Anthostomella pinea, 558 nucleotides. The record is from the annotation of a GenBank genome assembly. NCBI's taxonomy places the organism in Eukaryota, Fungi, Ascomycota, Sordariomycetes, Xylariales, Xylariaceae.
AUGGCAGCAUCAAGCUGGACCAGCACGCUCUACCCAUCCGACCUGUUCGUCGAGGCGUGCGGCGCCAUCGUCUUCGACACCUCGAAAUAUCCGGAGGAGGUGUGCCUGCUGUACGACUUAGAGGACGACGAAUGGCUACUGCCCAAGGGCCGGCGGAACUGCAACGAGACCCGGCAAGCCGCAGCGAUACGCGAAGUCAGGGAAGAAACAGGCUACGGCAUCCAUCUGCGGCCGGUGACCCUGGCCACGAGGGCGCCCUUACAACGCGAGGCAGCGAACGUCGCAGACGUGCCGCGGACGUACGACGGGCUGACGGAGCCGUUCAUACUGGACGUCCGGGACUUGGGCCAGGGGAAGGGCGUGAAGCUCGUCUGGUGGUUCGUCGCCGAGGUGGACGGCAUGGUGGGCGAGGGCGAGGCGCAGUUCGAGGCGCAGUUCGUUCGGUACGACGAGGCGGUUCAGAGGCUGACGUUCCAGAAGGACCGCGAAGUGUUGGCGAGAGCUAUACAGGUCGUGGAGCGUCCGGAGCACAGCAAUGGAGUUGCGGGGACGAACUGA